AUGUCCAGUGGAGAGAACUACACAGCAGAGAUAAUAGAACUUCGUAAUGAGAUCUAUCAGAUGCAAAAGGAUUUUUCAGAAAACGAUAAUGCGUUCUUCCUAUGCUCAAUGGCCUUAAUCAUUUUUUUGAUGCAAUGCGGUUUUGCUUUUCUUGAAGCAGGAGCAGUCCGCAGCAAGAACACUACAAAUAUUCUCAUUAAAAAUCUACUCGACUCAUGUAUUGCCAUCAUUGGUUAUUGGUCUCUUGGAUGGGCCUUUGCUUAUGGUGACUCAAGCAAUAAUGUUGUUGGGCUAUUUAUUGGCCAUACUCAGUUUUUCCUCGCUGGUUUGACCAACUAUCCAAAGUAA
This is a messenger RNA of Strongylus vulgaris, 348 nucleotides long. The record is from the annotation of a GenBank genome assembly. Lineage: Eukaryota; Metazoa; Nematoda; Chromadorea; Rhabditida; Strongylidae.